Brachypodium distachyon (stiff brome) is the source of this 2117-nucleotide messenger RNA. RefSeq names its product growth-regulating factor 1. The record is from RefSeq and is a predicted model, not a curated record. Gene Ontology annotation, cellular component: nucleus. The transcript is spliced from 3 exons. Gene Ontology annotation, molecular function: ATP binding. NCBI's taxonomy places the organism in Eukaryota, Viridiplantae, Streptophyta, Magnoliopsida, Poales, Poaceae. Gene Ontology annotation, biological process: DNA-templated transcription; developmental process; regulation of DNA-templated transcription. Bases 456 to 1712 code for a protein of 418 amino acids.
CCUCGGGCACACAACCUCGUCAGUGCCACAGGACAGCACCAACCGGGUGAUAGGCUUGGGAGCGGGACGCUGGAGCCGCUGCACAGCGAAACCCCACGACGACCCUCGCAGCUUCGCACUUUCGCUUGGCUCCGUGAACAGUCUCCGCCACGUAGCAGUACUGCAGUAGGUGCUCUCCUCAAAUGGACGCGCGCGUCAUCAAGCCUCCAUGACUCCUUCCAUGCACUACAAAACCCCCAGGAGCGCCUCCGAACCUCACAGUCACAGAGUGCUCGUCACCUCCACACGCAAAGCCACGCCACGCCCCAAUCGAUCGGCACUUGCGUUGAGCCGAGCUGCCGCGUUUACGGCGUAUAGGCCGGUCUGCUGCUAAGUUCGUUGGGCGGAGGUCGAUCGCUACGUAACGCAUACGUAGCUAGUAGCAGCCGGAGUGCCUGCAGGAAGCAGGAAGCGAGAUGAUGAUGCUGGGCGGUCGCGCGGCGGGGGCCGGCGGAGGCGGAGGCGGGCGGUGCCCGUUCACGGCGACGCAGUGGCAGGAGCUGGAGCACCAGGCGCUGAUCUACAAGUACAUGGCGUCCGGCGUGCCCAUCCCCUCCGACCUCCUCCUCCCUCUCCGCCGCAGCUUCCUCUUCGACCCCGCCCUCGCCACUUCCCCUUCCCUCGCCUUCUCCCCUCAGUCCUCACUGGGGUGGGGGUGCUUCGGGAUGGGGUUCGGGAGGAAGGCGGAGGACCCGGAGCCCGGGAGGUGCCGGCGCACGGACGGCAAGAAGUGGCGCUGCUCCAAGGAGGCCUACCCGGACUCCAAGUACUGCGAGAAGCACAUGCACCGGGGCAAGAACCGUUCAAGAAAGCCUGUGGAAAUGUCCUUGGCCACUCCCCCCCCUUCCUCUUCCUCCUCCCUCUCCGCUUCUUCCUCCUCCACCAACGCCUCCUCCGCCAUUAACGCCGCCACCACAACAACCACCUCCUCCUCCCCCGCUCCCUCCUACCACCACCACCACCGCCAUGAGUCCUCCUCGCCGUAUACCCACCACGCCCUCUACGGCGCAGGCGCCGGCGGGCCCUACGGCGGCCGGCAGCAGGGGUACCAGGUCAGCGGCAGCCCGUACCAUCUCCACCUCGACACCACCCACCCGCACCCGCCGCCGUCCUACUACUCCUCCGCCAUGGAUCACCACAAGGAGCACUACGCCUACGGCCACACCGUCCUCAAGGAGCCGCCGCCUACCCACGGCGAGCACGCCUUCUUCUCCAGCUCCGAUCACCACGCCGCCGACAGACCCGGCUCAGACCACGGCCAGUGGCAGUUCAAGCAGCUGGGCAUGGAGCCGCCCCACAAGCACAACAACAACAACAACACUCCCAUCCUCUUCUACGGCAACAACGGGAACAACAACGGCAACGGCGCGGCGUACGCCAUCGAUCUCUGCAAGGAGGACGACGAGGAGAAGGAGCGGCGGCAGCAGCAGCAGCACUGCUUCCUGCUGGGCGCCGACCUCAGGCUCGACAAGCCGUCGUCGCAGCACGCCGCCCAGGCGAAGCCUCUGAGGCCCUUCUUCGACGAGUGGCCGCACGAGAACAAGGGCGGCGGCGGCAAGCCGGGCUCCUGGAUGGGGCUCGACGGCGAGACGCAGCUCUCCAUCUCCAUCCCCAUGGCGUCCGCCAACGAUCUCCCCAUCACCACCACUUCCCGCUACCACCACGGUGAAUGAACGAUCCCAAGUUCCCAGCGUCAGUACCGUCCUACGAGGACCAGACAGCAUCAUCAACACGGAGCAAAGUCAUUAACCCGGUCGGUUCUUUCUUGGCUUUGCUGCAUGCAUUCCUGAGCCACCAAUCGAGACUUGCCUGGAUCAUUCAUCUCGAGGCAUGUCAUGCAUGCCGAAAACCUCCUGUUCGAGCGAUAGUUGAUCAAGAUUUCCGUUUUCCGUUCCAUUUUCUCCCCGUCUCUUUUUUGCAAUGUUAAUCAGGCUGAGGCUGCCCGAAUCUUCUAGCUAGGGGAAUAGAUUUGUUUUUGCCUUCAUGCAGUACUACCUGUCUGUCAGUCUAUCCCUGUAAUAUCAUUCAUCAGAUGCUCGUGACUUGUGAGUGAGCCGAGCGUGUUCGCUUUCUUUAUA